CAGAGUUAACGAUGAUAACGUUUGGUUUUCAGAUUGUUUUCAAUUGAAUCAUUUACGAGUUUGGGAUGGGGGUUAUGGACAAUUUGCUGCAUAUGGAGUCCGCAAGAGUGGUUUCAUUGAGUAAUGGUAGUCGUUCUGAGGAGAGAUAAGGAAUGUUGCCAAUGGAAAAUGGUCAUUGUGCUUCUCCGAGUGGUUUACCCAAGUAUAAGCGGCAGAGAGCUUCUGCUGUUCGGGAUUUUCCUCCAGGUUGUGGACGGUUUGUCUUGCAGACACCCAAUAGAGAUACUGUUGUUGGUAGAGUUUGCCCUGAGGCAGAUAAUCUUGUGCACUCAUCUAAUCAUUUGGAGAGGCCUGAAUUGGUGAGUGUUGAUCCUGAAGGAGCUUUGUUUCCAGAAUCUGAAAAUUUAAAACCGUUAGAAUGCAAAAUCUCUAGUGGGUCAAAGCAUUUGAAUGGGGCAGAUAUUUGUGCCUCAAAGAAAGAGAUGUCCCUGGAAAGUGGUCUGAAGGCAUUGUUGCCACCUAACCGGCGAAUUGCUGUUCCAAGUAUCAGUGAGGAGAAUUCAGUAACUAAAAUUUAUCCACCUAGGAGAAGAGUUUCAGCGAUAAGAGACUUUCCUCCAAUUUGUGGGCCAAAUGCUCCAUGUAUUGGUAAGGAAGAGUUAUGCAAAGUGAUUGUUUCUUUGAAGAGUUUGGAUGAAGAGAAUUUUGUUACUGAAGAAAGGUCGUUGAGAGGGACUGUGGAGACUGAUGUGAAACAAAUGGAGGAGUAUGGUGAUGUUUCUAGAAUCAUCUGUGAUCAAGAUCUAUCCAAUCUUACAGAACAUGCAACCAUGGGAGUGAAGAAACAUGAUGAGUUUGGAACUUCAUCUAAGAGCAUUGUGAAGGUUGCUGAGGAAGAUGCUGGAAAAAAUAUCAUUACAUCUCCACGAGGGACUGAACAAUAUAGGUUUGACCAUAAGGUUGGUUCAAAAUCAAGCAACAAGGAUGUUGGAGUUUUGGAGGAAAAUUCGGUGAGGGAUAUUGUGUUUCAUGCAGAGGAUAAACAAUUUGAUAGGAAUUGUUCAGAUUUUUUAGGAAGUGGUAAUCAAUUCACAGAGGAAGAUCCUGAUUAUUCACUAGUAGCAUCGAAUUUGGUUAUUGUGCAUGGUCUCAUGGCAUCCCAAAAUUGUCCUUGGAGACAGGGGAAAGGCGCCUUCAAAUGUAAUCGCGCUGUUGUUACUAGUGAAAGCGUUGUUACUGGUGAAAGCAAAAGUAAGAAGCAUGAUAUGCUGCUAGUCUGUGAAUCUGCUUUCACAAGAAAGAAUGAAGCAGAGAGCUCUAGAGGGCCACUCAAUAAGAAGAAUUUAUCAUCAGUUGGAGAGGCAGAUCAAGCUAUGGUUCCGUUAGUGGUUUGGGAUGAGGAAGAUUCUCUUGUAAAUGAUGGGGAAAAUAAAAAAUUUCAAGUGGAUCAUAGAUCUCUUACUUUUGAUGUGAACCUCCUUCCUUCAAUGCGUAAGGGCGCUUACAAUGAUGUUACUGGCGCUCUACACAAAGUGAGGGAAACAUUGCACCUUUUCCAAGGUGUCUGUAGGAAGUUGUUGCAAGAAGAAGAAGCAAAGGUGAAUGGGCAAAACAGUGGUAAGAGAAUUGAUUAUCUAGCAGCAAGAAUUCUCAAAAACAAAGGGAAAUAUAUCAAUGAUAUCAAUAAAAUCAUUGGGUCUGUUCCUGGAGUUGAAGUUGGUGAUGAGUUUCAUUACAGGAUAAAGCUCAAUAUUAUUGGUCUUCACCACCCAACUGAGGGUGGUAUUGAUUAUGUCAAGCAUAAAGGAAAGUUUCUUGCUGCGAGUAUUGUGGCAUCUGGGGGUUACGAUGAUGACUUGGAUAACUCAGAUGUACUGACUUACACAGGUCAAGAAGGGAAUGAGAUCAAUGGAGGGAAAGAACCAGAAGAUCAGAAGCUUGAACGAAGAAAUCAAAUUAGUGAAGGAAGUUCGGUGAAAAGGAAGCUGGACUUUACAACUGAGGCUUUGGAGUUAGAAACUGAAGUGUUUGAUAGGGAUUUAGGGUUCAGGGAAGGUUUAGAAUAUAAUACAAGAAAUGCUGAGGGAGAUUUAAAUGUAGAUAGAAAGAACAUGGGCGAUAUUAACAAGUUUAGGUAUGUUGGUCCAAGUACUUAUAAUUCAUGUCGAACAGAGAGAACAAAUCAGGGGGUGCGUGCUCUGUCUGUUUCAAUUAGUGGGCAGCCGGGAGAAAAUGCUGGGAAGGAACCAGACUUGGGAAAGAAUCACAGGAAUAUCACCCCUUUGGAUGUGUUGAAGAUGCUGGCAGCGAAAUCUGAUUGUGACAGUAGUCUUGAGAAUAGAAGUAUCUUAGAUGUAGCAAAGAGCCGUGGCAUGACUUUCCCAUAGAUAGUUGUUAAAAAGGUAGUUUGUUCAGUAAAAGAUAAAAACCAAUUUAUUGUCUGUUUACUGCACAGUUAUGUAGAAAUGUUCAUUGUAGGAAACAGAAAAUUGGUUUUGGAUGGACAUUUGCGCUUUUGGGAAACUGCAUUUAGGAAGCAAAAGAAACAGAGAAAAUUAGAGACUUUGACGGUGAAUUUGUUUUUUUAAACGCUGCAAGCUUUGAUGGCUGGUGACCCAUUACAGAUUGGAGAAGGAUUUGGAACAUUUUGAACUUUUAAAUUUGCACUUGGAGAUACUUCUUGUGGUUUACUAAUUUCGUAUGUCUGGGAUUUGGGAAGCUUCAUAUGACUUGUAAAGUUAGUAGUUUGGGGACAUGAAGAAAAAUAUGCACAGGAAUUUUAGGUCUAAAACUUGAUAUUUAACUACUGUUGUUUCUUAUAUGAGCUCCGUGUAUGUUUAAUUUGGUUUCUUUAAAGCAGCGUUGUUGGUUGGAGUUAUUUUGUGUAAAGUCAAGCCUCAGAGCUUCAAUUGAAGAAGAAACAGGUAAGUGGUACUUACAUUAUUCUUUGCCCUUGAAUCAAGGAAAUUUAUAGAAUAACUAUUUAAACGUCCCAUCAUAUCUAUCAUAUUCUAGGCAGUAGAUGUUAAAUUGAGAUUGAGAUAGGAAUACUCUAGAAGUCAAGAUUUCCCAUUCUUUGCUGCAAUGUAGAUCUUGAUGCUUUGAAGCACCUUAGAAAGAUGAAGCGGGAAUACUCAUAAACUUGCAUUAGGAUUGCCUAGCAUUUUCUUCAACUCACUACAGAGACAAUUUAGAACUAACUGUGCUGGUAUUCUCCAUAAGGCAUAAAUUCUCACCAAAUGUCAACUCCAUAUGCAUCCCAAAAAGCUAUAAAUAUUUUCUUCACAUGGAAAAAGUGAGCAAAAAUAUAGCAAGCAAACAAAAGGAUUGACGCAAAAGUUACUUUGCAAGAGUUUUGCAUACAUAAUUCUGAAAAUUACCACCUCGACUGCAUUUUUGAGCUAUAUAUUACAAUCUGUUGUCAACCUAUACAAAAAAACCUACCCAUUAUCUCUGAGCAUUUCAUAUUAAAAAAGGUCAAGGGGAAAAUAGUGCAACCAGCAAACCUCUUUCACUGAUGUUUUAGUAUUUGCCAUUUGGCAUGCAAAGUAUGUGGAUCCCAGUCAGAGGAUCUGGUUGAAGGUUCAUACCUGGCAAUCAAGUAACCUUUUGGCAAACGCUAUUAUGGUCGGGCAGGAUUUGGAUAAACUGAUCUACUACUAGUACUAGCCUGUUGGCCAAAACUUGGAGCUGGGUGAAGGAGCUCUGCCUGCGGGAAUGAGCUGUUGGAUGGCACGUCCAGCAGCAAAUCCUGGUCAGAGCUUUCAACUACAAAAUUGAGAGAUUCCAGCAUG
Molecule: messenger RNA, 3794 nt
Organism: Pistacia vera
Lineage: Eukaryota; Viridiplantae; Streptophyta; Magnoliopsida; Sapindales; Anacardiaceae
Exons: 1
Coding region: 153-2387 (744 amino acids)
Source: RefSeq, a predicted model, not a curated record